AUGAAGCUCUUCCUCGUCGCCGUCGCCGCCACGUCCGUCUUUGUGGCGGAGGGCGCGGAGGCGGGAGAAGCGACCUUGAUGCGUGCCAAGAUGGCCUACUUCCGCGAGCGGAUGUUUGCCCGGAUGAAGGAUGUGUCUCCGGAGAAGACCACCCUGAAGAAUAUGGAGAAAUCGAUCUUGAGCAUGGCGGCCUCUCGGAGGUCCAAGUCGGGCACCACCGACCUGAGCGAUUUCUUGAAGGAAAUCCAGGAGCUCUUGGAGAACACCAUGAAGAAGAACAUCUUACAGCGGGUGGCACAAACCCAAGCGGAUAUGGACAGCGGCUAUGGCAAUCUCAGCAGCUGCACUCAUCCAGAAGAUCUGGACUACAAUGAUGCUGUGAAGUCCUUGUCCACCACCCACGUGGAGUGCCGCAACGAGCAGAACGCCGCUUGGAUGGACUAUGACACCACUUGCAUUCUGGCACGGCAGAUCCAAGAGAACGAGCGGAUUGCUCUUUGCAACGCCUUCCAGGCAGCCAACAUCUUCCCGAACCCGGCGACCACUUGCUCCAUGGACGAGGGGACGAAGGUGCCCACCAUCGGCAACUACCUGGGGGAGAUGGCGAAGUUCUUCCGGGGCGAGUACGACAUCCUUUAUGAGAAGAAGAUGAAGUGCGACAAUGCCACCAACACGCCCUUCAAGAAUGAGGAGCUUUGCAAAGAGAAGAUUUGCCUCUACUAUGAUCAGAAGAUCGCAUGCGACGAAAAGCAGAAAGCCAUGGAAGAGAAGGCCUGCCAAUUGCACAAGACCUACACCUGUGCACUCUUCGGCGAGUGCUACACUGAGAAGGUAGAGCUCUAUGAUGGCAUCGUCACUUUGGCCAAGGAGUCGGAGGAGGCCUUGCAGUCCGAGUGGCAGGCGGUGCUGCGCAUCGAAUGUUUGGUGAAGGCCUUGGGCAUGGAGGACAGUGAAGUGGAUGCCGGCAUUACUGCUUGCAAAGAGAAAGGCUACUCCACGGAAGAAGUAGCCUUCAACUACAAAGGCGACGCGCCAGCCGCGCGGACCUGCACGGACGUCUUCCUGCAGCCGGGUACAGCGGUCUUCUCCAACCAUUGGUAUAGCGGCCUGCCUAGCAACACGCCAGCUGAGAGUUGCGCCUGCACCUGCUGCCGCGACACCGAGUACCUUCCCGGCUACCCAGCUGCUGCAGCAUGCCCCUACGUGCCAGGUGCCACAACGACGACCACCACCACGACGACCAAGGCAACCACGACCACCACCACGACCACGGAGGCCGCGGUCGUUUCACGGCGUGCCCGCCGCCGCAUGCGCUGA
Durusdinium trenchii is the source of this 1317-nucleotide messenger RNA. NCBI's taxonomy places the organism in Eukaryota, Dinophyceae, Suessiales, Symbiodiniaceae. The record is from the annotation of a GenBank genome assembly.